AUGGAAGUGAUACAGAGUGUGGUGAUCAACUUAUUCUGCUAUUGGCUCGCUACAGAAGUGGAAAUUCUACAGACAGAGACUAAGCCACACCCAGGCAGUAAAGUUUUGGUUGACUUUGCCAUCAGUUUCUAUGUUAUAACAGCUGCAGGUGGUCUCAGUGUGUUAGCCACAGCAUUCAACUGUCUUUGUCGUUAUCCCUUAUACGAGGACAGUCAAGGAGAAUCACUCUUGGAUGAAUAUGAGGGCCUGGAGGCCCUACUUCCCCCACCCCCAGCCCCUGACAGGAGUCUGUCCCCGAACUCUCUUCCAGCCCCUCCCGCAUACUCCCCAUGA
Molecule: messenger RNA, 333 nt
Organism: Mya arenaria
Lineage: Eukaryota; Metazoa; Mollusca; Bivalvia; Myida; Myidae
Product: transmembrane protein 127-like
Exons: 2
Coding region: 1-333 (110 amino acids)
Biological process (GO): negative regulation of cell population proliferation; negative regulation of TOR signaling
Cellular component (GO): membrane
Source: RefSeq, a predicted model, not a curated record